UUUCAAUGCCAUCCCACCCCCAUGCCAUUGGGCAUGUCUAUUAUUUAGUGGCCCCUCCCUUGCCUUAAUCUUCCUGGCACCUCUGUCAUUUACCUAUGAUGAAUGUAGGAUGGGUCAGAGAGAGAAGAGGCUGUAACAGAGAAAUGCAGCUGGUUAUGCAAGCACACGAGCCCUCCCCUCCAGAGCAUGUGUACAGUGUGAGCAGGAACAUCUCUCCAGCCAGGAAACACACAGCUGUCUCCUCAGUACUCAGUGUAGGCGGCUGCUCCUUCUCUCUGUUGGCCUGAUGCAGCGGUCACUGUGCUCUGGGCUGGGCUCUCGCUGAGCUGAAUGAGCAGGGAUAUAGCACACGGCAGGGGAGUGCCUGAGCUGUCUCAGUCCAGGAAUGUUUACUCUCUCAGAAGUUGCAUCACUGAAUGAAAUACAACCUACGUACCGUAUUCUGAAGCCAUGGUGGGACGUAUUUAUGGAUUACUUGGCUGUAGUUAUGCUGAUGGUUGCCAUUUUUGCUGGCACCAUGCAAAUAACCAAAGAUCAGGUUGUUUGCUUACCGGUACUAGAGUCUGCUGUAAAUUCAAGGACGGCACAGUUGUUAUCAAGUGAGAACAGCCUUCCAGUUUCUUCAAAAUAUGAAGAGACUGCAACUGAGGCCAAAGAAAAGUGGCAAAUGACUGGGCCUCUUGGAGCAACAGAGUCUUCAGAGACAUCUCCAACAAAACCAACAUUUUCUCCCACAAACACAGGUAAAUCUUCAGGUCAACAGCUAAAUAAAGAAGAACAGGAUCCCAGAGGGAGAAAAACAAAUCUGGAUUAUCAGCAGUAUAUAUUCAUAAAUCAAAUGUGUUACCAUGUUGCUCUCCCAUGGUACUCCAAGUAUUUUCCUUACCUUGCUCUUAUCCACACUAUAAUUUUAAUGGUAAGCAGUAACUUCUGGUUUAAAUAUCCAAAGACUUGCUCAAAAAUUGAACAUUUUGUGUCUAUACUUGGCAAGUGCUUUGAAUCUCCUUGGACAACAAAAGCACUGUCUGAGACUGCAUGUGAGGAUUCUGAGGAGAACAAGCAGAGAAUAACCGUUGCGCAUUCCUUCCGAAAGCACCUCUCCAACAGCAGUGAAGAAGGAAGUCCCAGUCCAAGUACUCCUAUGAUAAGCAAAUCUGGGCUAAAAUUUUCAGCAGACAAGCCUGUAUUGGAAGUUCCUGGUAUGACCAUUUUGGAUAAAAAAGAUGGUGAACAGGCUAAAGCCCUUUUUGAAAAGGUUAGAAAAUUCCGCACCCAUGUAGAAGACAGUGACUUAAUUUAUAAACUCUAUGCCGUCCAGACAGUCAUUAAGACUGCAAAGUUUAUUUUCAUUCUUUGCUACACCCUUACGUUUGUUACGGCUAUAAGCUUUAAACAUGUCUGUAGCCCAAAUGUAGAGCACCUUACGGGCUAUAUGAAAUUUGAGUGCACAAACAACAUGGCAUUUAUGCUGAAGAAGCUUUUAGUCAGCUAUAUUGCCCUUAUUUGUGUUUAUGGCCUUGUCUGUUUUUACACAUUGUUUUGGCUGUUUAGAAGACCAUUAAAAGAAUAUUCCUUUGAAAAAGUCAGGGAAGAGAGUAGUUUCAGUGACAUUCCAGAUGUAAAAAAUGAUUUUGCAUUCCUUUUACAUAUGGUCGAUCAGUAUGAUCAGUUGUACUCCAAAAGGUUUGGUGUGUUUUUGUCAGAGGUCAGUGAGAAUAAAUUGAGAGCAAUUAGUUUAAACCAUGAAUGGACAUUUGAAAAACUCCGGCAGCACAUUUCCCGGAAUGCUCAGGAUAAGCAAGAGCUGCACUUGUUUAUGCUUUCUGGAGUACCAGAUGCAGUCUUUGAGCUUACUGACCUUGAAGUCCUGAGACUUGAGCUGAUUCCUGAGGCUAAAAUUCCAGCUAAAAUAUCUCAGAUGACUGCACUUCAAGAGCUCCAUCUGUACCACUGCCCAGCAAAAGUUGAGCAGACAGCAUUUAGUUUCUUAAGAGACAACUUAAAGUGCCUUCAUGUGAAGUUCACUGAUGUGGCUGAAAUUCCUGCCUGGGUAUAUUUACUUAAAAAUCUUUGUGAAUUAUACUUGAUGGGGAACUUGAACUCUGAAAACAAUAAGAUGAUUGGGCUUGAGUCUCUAAGGGAGUUGCGACAUUUAAAAAUUCUCUAUGUUAAGAGUAACUUGACAAAAAUACCAUCUAACAUUACAGAUGUUGCACCCCAUCUAACAAAACUGAUUAUUCAUAAUGAUGGUACUAAACUCCUUGUACUAAACAGCCUUAAAAAGAUGAUGAAUGUAGCAGAGCUGGAACUACACAAUUGUGAACUGGAGAGAAUUCCCCAUGCCAUUUUCAGCCUCACCAACCUACAGGAGUUGGAUUUGAAAUCAAACAGUAUACGUACUAUAGAAGAAGUCAUCAGCUUCCAACAUUUAAAACGCUUGACUUGUUUGAAACUGUGGCACAAUAAAAUUGUGAAUAUUCCUCAAUCCAUUUCUCAAGUGAAAAAUCUAGAGUCAAUUUAUUUGUCUAACAACAAGCUUGAAUCCCUUCCUGCAUCACUCUUCCUUUUACAGAAACUGAGAUUUUUAGAUAUUAGUUACAACUGCAUAAGUAUGAUCCCCCUUGAAAUUGGUUUGCUCCAGAACCUUCAGCACUUCUACGUCACUGGCAAUAAAGUGGAUGUCUUGCCAAAGACUCUGUUCAAAUGUCUCAAAUUAAGAACUUUGUGCUUGGGACAAAACUGUAUAACAUCUGUUCCAGAAAAGAUUGGCCAUCUGCUUCAGCUUACACAUUUGGAGCUAAAGGGAAACUGUUUAGAUCGUUUGCCCCUUCAGGUCAGUCUGUGUCGUCUUCUGAAUAAAAGUGGGCUGGUUGUCGAAGAUCAUCUUUUUGAUUCUUUACCUUCAGAAGUUAAGGAAGCUUUAAAUCAAGAUUCAAACAUCCCUUUUGCUAAUGGAAUAUAAUUUGAUGUGCAUUUUGUCUGUGUUCAUCUGGUAAGAUCUCUUGAAGUGAGAUAAUAUCAUCUUACACCAUGUUAUCCCUGCAUAAUAUGGGUACAAUGAAGCAGCAGUGUGACAUAUAAUAGGGCAUGGAGACUUUUACUGGCAAACCCCCGAUUGUGUGCAAAAUUAAGGAUUUUGACUGUGGACCAUUUGUCUUUUUUUAUAUUUUAUUUUAAUUCAGCCAACAUACAGAGCACUUUUUUUUAAAGCGUACUCAAGAUAUUAUGUGAUUAUUUUUGGGUUAAGUAAAUUUUCCCUUUGUUUUUUAAGACCAAAAAAUGAUUUAGAAAUGUUGAAAUUAUUUCUAAUUAACCGGCAAUAUAUACAUGUUCAUGUAGUUUUAGUAUUUUGUUAGAAUUAAAACAUGGUUAAUUUUUUCAUGUGAUUUUAAAGACUGUUCUGCUACAAAAGUUUGGGUUCAGUAUAAUGCUUUUAUCAUUUGUUAUACUUGUUGCAUUUCAUAAGACAUUUUGAUUUCUGAAUUUCAAAAAAUAUAAAGUGACACCAAAGAAAAUUCAGCUUAUUCUAAAAUUUGCAGAUCCUUAUAUUUAUUAUUGUUUUUGUUUAUAAAUAGAAUCUAAGCAAUUUA
This is a messenger RNA of Xenopus laevis (African clawed frog), 3590 nucleotides long. It is a transcript of the gene lrrc8d.S, whose product is annotated as leucine rich repeat containing 8 VRAC subunit D S homeolog. The transcript has 2 exons. The record is from RefSeq and is a predicted model, not a curated record. Bases 386 to 2962 code for a protein of 858 amino acids. Gene Ontology annotation, cellular component: endoplasmic reticulum membrane; plasma membrane; cytoplasm. Gene Ontology annotation, biological process: transmembrane transport. Lineage: Eukaryota; Metazoa; Chordata; Amphibia; Anura; Pipidae.